This is a messenger RNA of Rotaria sp. Silwood2, 435 nucleotides long. The record is from the annotation of a GenBank genome assembly. Lineage: Eukaryota; Metazoa; Rotifera; Eurotatoria; Philodinida; Philodinidae.
AUGUUUUUCACUUCUGUCUUAUAUUUUUCAUUUGUUGUUGUUACAUUCUUCAAUGAAUUUCAAUGGGUUAAUUCUAAUGGUAACUGUACAUGUCCAGAUGAUUUAACAGAUGGUCCUAAUAUUGGACCUGAACCACCUCUUCCACGUGAAAAUGGUUCACGAGUACCUUCAGAUUGGCAAUGGAUACCUGUGCCACUUGACGACCUAUUAAGUAAUGAUCCUGACGUACGGCACUUAGCUCAAAGCUUAUUGUUAGAAAAUACAAUGUACUCGCUUUUAUAUGCUCGAGAAAUUCGAGCAAGACGUCGAUACUAUGCCAAGGAACGAGAACACAUUAGAAAUAAACAAUUGCGAUAUAACGAAUUUAUGAAGGAACAAUGGAAGAAAGAUCGAAUGAACUCAUUACCAUGGAGAUGUACAAUUUUACGACGAUAA